Molecule: messenger RNA, 968 nt
Organism: Paramacrobiotus metropolitanus
Lineage: Eukaryota; Metazoa; Tardigrada; Eutardigrada; Parachela; Macrobiotidae
Exons: 2
Coding region: 219-731 (170 amino acids)
Source: RefSeq, a predicted model, not a curated record
UUUACAGUUUACACUCGUAUGUAAAUUUAGUCGAUUCUAUCGUCAUCCACGUCUGUGCUACAGUGGAAAGUGGGCGACGCUUACACCAACUCAAGUCUCAUCUGGCUGAGUGAGAAUAGCACUACUUCGUACACCGGUUACAGCUUAAAAGCUUUAGCUAGGAAAAUCCAGUUCCCCGAUAACUUGAUUUUCGCCAAAGUUUUCUAAGCAAAAAAACCAUGCCGCUGCCGUUUCUGAAUAAUCUGGACAGCCUGGCCACUCUGGGCACCGGCAUCUUCGCCGGCACGGCCUUCUACAUGACCAGCCAGGAGGUGCCGGCGCUGCGCGAUCUCGGCCUGGAUGAGCACUGGAGGUUCUUCCCCCACAUGUACCAUCGGGCCUUCGCCUACCAAGGCCUGGUUAACGGAGCCGCCAGCGUGGCGGCCAUCGUGCACGGCCUGCGCAUCACCAACUCGGAUUUCGACCGGAAGUUGUGGAUCGGCGCCGGGGCGGCCUUCCUGGCCCUGUGGCCCUACACGCUCCUGGUGAUGGUGCCGACCAACAACCAGAUCGUCGACGACAACAAGAAAAUGACGCAGGGCGUGCCGUCCAGCGUGGAGCCGGCGCGUCGCAAAGAGAUGCUGGAGAAGUGGAACUGCAUGCACGCCGUGCGCACGGCCGUCGGGAUGGGAGCGUUCGGCCUGAUGAUCUACGGAUUGGCGCGUCAUGCUUCCCUCGUGUUCAAGCAGUAGCAAGCAAUCAACGGAUAUCUACUUUCGUCAUUUUAAUUUUCCAUUUCACGCAGCUAUUGGUUUGAUUUCUCUAGCGUUUUCGGGCGAUGAUUUAUUUUUUCAACGAUUAACAAGCAGUUUGCUGUGAAAACCAAAUGAAAUCGUCGCAAAAUGUUUUAGCAAAGCCAACUUGUUUCUCUGGAGAUUUCGGUGAAGGACUUUCGUAAUAAUUUUCUUGACAAUAAAAGCCUGCGUCUG